AUGAACGUACAGCUGGACAGGAACCAGCCUCGUACGCCAGCGACAGAUAGCCGUGCGCUACAGAACCUCAUCAAAGCCGAAAAGACAUACGUCGACGAACUGUUAAGCGCGACGUCGGCAGCGUUUGGCGCUGCGUCGUCAUUGCAUGCGUGGGGCAUCUCAGAAACGCCCGAUUUGGACCAUGCAUCCGAUAUAGUGGCGCAGUAUCUCGAGAAGGCUGCAAACGCACAAAAGACAUACGCUCAGUCGCUCGAUCAGUACCGCGAGUCGCUAAAGGACAUGCUGAACCGUGAGCAAAGCAUUCGCAGUAUCGUGCGAGAUCGCGACAUUCUCAUGAGCCGCGUCAUUAAGCUAACUCAGCGAAAACCCACGAAACGCGAACUGAUGAAGGGUGAGGAAGAGCAUCAGAUGCGCAUGCUCGAUGCGCAGCGCGAGCUCCAGGCAUGUGAGCAGACGCUUGCGAAUGAAACAGCAGCCCUCAUCGGUGUGAAGCGCCGCACAUUCAAAGAAGCCCUCACGAUGCGUGCCAAGGUCCUGGGCGACACGGGUGCAAUUAUGAUGGACAAUGCGCGUGAGAUUCUUGUGUUUCUCGAUACGUUCGAUGCGGACAUUCCCGUGGCUCCGAUGCCUGUGGACCCGAUGGAUCGCUCCGAGCAUCUCUACGGCGCAGCACCUGUGCAGAAGCGCUCUUCCGCUGAUCAGAAUAUCUUCCUCUCUGACGCUGACACGCUCUAUCAAAUCAUGCCUGAAACGCGCCCGCAGCAGCAACAGGUAGAGUCGGUCCAACAGGCAGGCCAGUUGGAACAUGCAGAUUAUGGUGUUCCGUCGGACGAAGCCGCUCUCAUGAUGUCUCCAGGGCUGGAGGGCGAGCCUGUGUACGAUGUGGAUCCGUCUCCGUAUGACGGUGUCGUGCCUGACGAUUCGCUCCAGCCACAGCUGGCGCAGCAGCCUGAGUCGUUCGGUACGCGUCUUUCGCCUUUGCCGUCGAAGUCAUCUGCAAGGAGGCCGCAGCGUUCCGGCAGCAUGGCCUCUAGCGUGCGGUCGCGCGACAGGCCUUCGCGCGCAUCCCGCACAGGACACAGGCGUGCAUCGUCCAGCUUGUCCAGUCAACUGCCCUCGAUGUCGCUACCAUCUGUUCCUGGAGGCGUGCCCAGUGCACCGCGCAUGAAUCUUGAGCAUGCGCGCGAUGGUUUUGUUGCUCCGAUUGUGCCUGGCGGAGUGCCAUCUGCGCCGCGUCUUUUUGCUCACCAUGAUGACGAUAUGGCCGCAAGCACCGUCGACUCAUCCGUCGUGCAGCGACCAACGCGACGUCGCCAAGCAGAUUCGGACGACGAGGACCAGGGAUUCUUGCGUCGCGGAAGCACAAAGCACCAUUAUGGUGGCGGCGGCGGUGGCGGCGGCUUCUUCUCACGCGUUUCGAACUUGUUCCGCACCGACAUCCGAGCAUCCCCGCCACGCUCGCACCGCCGCUCAGGCUCCGAAUCUCUGUUGGCUCCACUGAGUGGCUCGAGCCGAGCUCCCACGCGCUCAUCAUCACGAGUGUUCCGUGACCGUGGUGGCGACAGUAGUGACGAAGAGCCUGCGGGUGUCAUGUACCAGCACUUCAACGAGCGUCCAGCGCUCCAGCUGUAUUCGACACAGUCAGGCCCACGUUCGCCGGAAGAACAGGCGCUUGACGAGGCGAUCCGGCAAAGUGUGAUGGGAGCUGGCCUUGGCUCUUCGACACGCAGCCGGCCCGCAUCGCGACAGUCGGACGUCGUGGGUGGAAUCAAGACAGGUGCGCCGUCCAAGGCGGCAACGAGACCGCGCAAGCCUCGCAGCAAUUCGGUCGACCUUGGCAAUGGCGCUACGGUCCAACGCGUUGAAUCCACGAGUUCAUCGACUCGGAAGGUGAAGAAGCGCAGCAGUGUUGACCGCGUGGGAGCCACCGGCACGACUGCCAGCACAACCACCACCUCGCCGCCAGGCACAGCAACAAAGGGCAAGAAGAAGCGGGAUGCGACGGCCUUCCCCCCUCCUGCCCCGUCAAGCUUCUACAACCCUGGCAAGUACGCCACAGACUCGUGGGUACCGCGUGCCGACCAACUGCCGGCACGACCCGCGAGCGCACAGGGUCUCACGAGUACGCGUGCGUCGACGCCGCUCAAAUCUGCAAUGAAGUCGAAGGAAUCGCCGUCCGUGAGAGGCAGGCGCAUCUCCAUUGCCGAAGCCGAUUCCAAUGCCUCGCAGGUGGCGUCUAGCCGCUCAGAACUUCCGCCUGCUUUGUCCUACAUGAAUAUAGCUGCAGCAACGACGCCAACACCGACGGCAACGGCGGCAACGACUACGACGGCGUUGGGUGAUGCCGAUGCACGAUCCCUGCCGUAUACAAGUCUGUCGCCAACGACUACGUUCACGCCCAUGUCACUGGACCUGGGUCGGCCUGUGGACGGAACAGGAUCGCUCGGCAUGAAUCUCACCGACUCAGACUCACCGACAAAGCGGUCGUCUAUGCCGGCUGGUUUGGCACCUGCCAUGUCCUACCUGUCGGUCAAAUCGUCGUCGCAGCCGCCAACACUGCCAAGAAUCACGAUGGAUGACAACAUGGGCUCAGAUGCGACCGACCUGUACCGCGCAUGGAUGGCGUCUUCGGAAGCCCAGCCGACGUCCUCUAGCACAACCGCAUCCGAACCUGCUGUGGCACCAGCUGAUGCUGUGCCAUCCAUGUCCUCGAAAGUUGAGCCUGCCAUGACAUGGGCCUCGCCGACUCCUUCGUCUGUGCACACGCCGUCAUACAUGGUCAAGUCGCCCACUAUGAACACAUCCUCUGCCCUCCCGUACGGCACCCAGGCUUCCAGCCCCGCAUUGGGACGAAAUGCAAGUCAUAUUGUCACCAAAUCCACUAGCAGUGGAAAUGGCCAUGGUGGAGCUGUGAGUCGCUUGAGCCAGCCAAUGAACAUUCACAACGCUGGUCAGCACGUACCUUACGGCAGUCAAGAUGAUGAGGAGGACAGCGGACCACUGAGAAGGCGCACGUCUGACUGGAACACUCGCAUUGGACGUCGUGAUGACUCAAGUGACGAAGAAGACAGUGCCGCCGGUCUAGGUGGCGCCAACGAUUAUUACUCGGCGCGCAUGGCCUUCGGUAAGUCGACGCGACAUCUUGGCCUAGCCACAGGCACGAUCCAGCCGAAGCCUCCGGGCGAGAAGCGCAAGAAGGCUGCUGCCUAG
Molecule: messenger RNA, 3210 nt
Organism: Malassezia globosa CBS 7966
Lineage: Eukaryota; Fungi; Basidiomycota; Malasseziomycetes; Malasseziales; Malasseziaceae
Exons: 1
Coding region: 1-3210 (1069 amino acids)
Biological process (GO): eisosome assembly; endocytosis
Cellular component (GO): eisosome filament; plasma membrane
Molecular function (GO): lipid binding
Source: RefSeq, a predicted model, not a curated record